GAUAGAUGAAAACAUAAAUGUAGCUGCUAAUGCCAUAACACCGGUCUGAUUUCGGCUACGUUCACCAAGAUGUUUUUCAUCCCACAGCAUUUUUACAACCAACAUAUAUCAAAUUGUUAGCGUUUACACGUUUUUUCUUGCUCAGUUCCUUUUGUGUCUCUUCCAGGUUAAAUUCCAUCUGAAGAAAAUGAAUGGAUUGUCCAUCAGUGAAUUAUGUGGCCUUUUCUGUUGCCCGCCCUGUCCGAGCCGGAUUGCAGCGAAGCUGGCCUUCCUGCCCCCGGAACCCACUUAUGCUCUUCUGCCGGAUCUGGACCCCACCUCCCCUGUGACCUCUAAUUUGGGAGCCUCGGGUUUGCGCUCUCGGUUGGGUGGGGGUGGAGGAGGAGGGAGUGGAGGAGGAGGAGGUUUGAGUGACGGGGGCGGAGAGGACCAGUGGAAGCUGCACCUCUCUGAGCGAGCAGAGUUCCAGUACUCUCAGAGGGAGCUGGAUGGAACCGAGGUCUUCCUUACUCACUCCAGCCGUGGCAACACCGUGGGAUGCAUGUACAUCCGCUGUGCCCCGUCUGCAAGGUACACUGUGCUCUUUUCUCACGGUAACGCUGUGGAUUUGGGUCAGAUGAGCAGCUUCUACAUUGGUCUGGGCACUCGCAUCAACUGCAACAUCUUCUCUUAUGAUUACUCUGGUUACGGGGUCAGUACAGGAAAACCCUCAGAGAAGAAUCUGUACGCAGACAUUGAUGCUGCAUGGCACGCUUUGCGCUCAAGGUAUGGCAUCAGCCCUGAGAAUAUAAUCCUUUAUGGUCAAAGCAUUGGUACAGUGCCCACUGUGGAUCUGGCAUCUCGAUAUGAGUGUGCUGCCGUCAUACUUCACUCGCCCCUCACAUCAGGAAUGAGAGUGGCAUUCCCUGACACCAAGAAGACUUACUGCUUUGACGCCUUCCCCAACAUCGAGAAAGUGUCUAAGAUCACGUCUCCAGUGCUGAUCAUUCACGGGACGGAGGAUGAAGUGAUUGACUUCUCUCAUGGUCUGGCCCUGUUUGAGCGCUGCCCAAAGGCCGUGGAGCCGCUGUGGGUGGAGGGAGCUGGACACAACGACAUUGAACUCUACAGCCAGUACUUGGAGCGCCUGCGCCGGUUCAUCAGCCAGGAAGUGGCUACGCAGUAACCUCUUCUGCCAGGUUAACAGUACAGGAGCAAUCUCAAAAACAUCACAGCUCAGAACGGCAGAUCUUACAGGCCUGGUAUCAGCAUGCAAACACUUGAUUGUGCUCACGAUAAUAACAGAUGUAAUUUCUGGAGAGUUUGUUUUUCCAUGAACUGUUGACUCUUUUUUUUUUUAUCAGCCGGGAGCUGAGUUUAGAUCUUAGGAGACCUUCAACUUCAGACCCAGGAGAUCACAACAUGGUAUUGUCGGUCACGUAGAGAAUCUCAGAUCGUUGCUUCUCACGUUGGAUUGGAUGAUUGCAAAGUCAUCUGAACAGGACUUACCGAUAAAUCUUUCUGAAGCUCUUUUCUUGUGGUUGUUUCUGUAUUUUUUGUUAGAUCUCGUUGGUGAGCAUUUAGUAGUUGGUUUUAAAUAUAGCUUGACCACCUUUUCAGACAAGAACUCUCUGCUGGACAGAGUGUGUGUGUGUUUGUUUAACCCUAACCUUUUUUAGACUGUCUGCUGUGUAUGUUUUUCAUUGCAACCGUCUUUUGCGACUGUUUUAGGGCCAUUCAGACCGAACACUUUCAUGCAUUAAAAAGAGGCAUUGCAACGAAUGGAACAGAAUGCAGGUGUCUCGUGACCCAUUUUUAAAAAUGCUCCACAUCUGUUCACAACAGUGACAAUUAAAAAGACGCAAUGCAACGGUCAAAGAUGUCCGUCUAGCGCAUGUUUAAAUAGAAAAACUAUGUAAACUAUUUUAAAACAAAUCUGCGCAGAUGGACGCAAACCACGCCUAUUUGUCAGUUAUCUUGAUAUUCAGUGGGGUCCAAAAUAACAAUGAUUUACAAUGUAAAGUUCUGCACUAUUUGAAGAUCAUUUUUGAAAUGUAAGCAAAUUUGUGACCAUGUUAAAGGGUUUGUUCACCACAAAAUUUUUAUUCUCUUAUCGUUUACUCAGUCAUGGCAUGACCAUCUCAGAUGUGUCGGACUUCUUUUCUUCUGCAGAACAUAAAUAAAGAUUUUUAGAAGAAUAUCUCCGCUCUGUAGGUCCAAAUAAGGCAUGUCAGAACUUUGAAGCUCCAAAAAGCAGAUCAAGUCUGCAUAAACAUAAUCUAUCAAAGUCCUGUGGUAAAAGUAUUGUCAGCAGAACAAAUAUAUGAAUGUGAACAAUUUAUGCUGCCUUUAUGCGAUGUUUGGAGCUUCAAAGGUUUGCUCACCAUUCUCAUGCUUUGUAUGGUCCUACAGAGCUGAGAUAUUCUUCUAAAAACGUAGUUUUGUGUUCAUACACAUCUGGGAUGGCAUGAGGGGGAGUAACUUAUGAGAGAAUUACAAUAUUUGUCCCCUAUCCCUUUAACUCCCUUAUACAUCAAUUAAAGUGUGGACUUCCACAUUAAAGCAACAUCAAGUCAUAGAGGCUGGGUUCUUUUGACUUGGAUCAGUAAACAACUACCUAGCCACUGCAUAGCAACCACACAGAAUACCCUGGCAAACACAUAUUAAUGUCCUGCAACUUCACAACAAGUUUUUUCACAGGUAAGCACCACUCGCAUUUACUUGAAACAUUUUAACAUUUGUAAUUUUUUUUUUUUUUUUUUUUUCAAUUACUCAGGAAAAUCUCCGAUUUUGGACCCCACUGUGCCUACAGAGAGGUCACGUUCUUAAUUCUUUCUUUCUUUGACAUCCAACAAUCCACUUACCUGUCCGUCAAACACUGUUACAUACACGGGACUGUGUCCCUACAAAUGGAGCGGUGUCAGAGAUCACAUGAUGCAAAUUUGCCCACUCUAAUGCAUGACAAAGGUCACAAUUGUUAAUGAUUUCCCUCGGUAUUGUAAUUGCGAUUAUUAAUACGAUUGAUAGAACUGACAUUAAAAUAGGCUACUUGUGUUGUGUAGUGCAAAUGCAUGCUAUAUUCCUUAUUUUGGCUACACAUCCAAAACAAACUGAGAACUGUGUUCAUUGAGACAUCUGUGUAUCAUUUGGCAUGGUUGUCGUAAAAGCCUCAGAUUCACCACUGCAUUCAUGCAGACAACUUACAUGCCUUUGAUUGGUUAAAAUGCUCAAGCACGGUAAAAAAAACACAUGGUUGAACAUUUGGACGUGACAGGAUCAAGCCUGUCAUUGACACUUCUCAUGAUUAGGCAAUGGUGGCCGCUGUAAUUUUAAUCUCAAUUCUCUUUCCGAUGAAUUGUACACACAUACCUCCUCUUUGCUCCUUUAUGUCGUUCUCCAUGUAACAUUCUCUCAUGCAUAUUGAUUGAGAUGGUGCAUACAUGACCUUAACACUUAAGUCAACCCCAUACUGAUGUGUGAUUGGCAGUUUUCUGAGCCGUUCCAAAAUGGGGUCGUGACCAUAUACCGCUGACCAUUAGUCUGUGUUUAUGUGUGUGAGAGGACAGAUUUUUGUAAUAUUACUGCAUGUCAGGUAAUCAAGACACAUUGCCAACUCCUCUAUCUUCUUAUGCUGUUUUUUGCUAUUUCUAUUUGCAUAAAGGUUUGUAAAUUUAGCUAUUUAUAGCUGUAGUUUCUCUUUAAACAGCCUCGCUGUAAUUGAUAUGCUCUUGUGUGUUCUAUGGAUAUUUAACACGAACUGCCAGAUCUAUUUUUAUAAGGUUGACAAAUCUUUGGUAUAAUAAUCUUUUGGACAUUUUUAAAGGGAUAGCGGUGUCUUUUUUGGCUGGACAUGUGGAUUCUUUGUUUUUCUAAAAGGUAUAGUUCACCCAAAAACAUUUAUUCAUUUACUCACCCUCAUGUUGUUCCAAGUUUAUUAUUUCCACAUACUUUGCGAAAAAUAAGUAGUAAAUUUGAAAGGAAAACUCAUAUUUUAUUGCAAGUUUUCUGUUAGGAACUGACUUAAAUUUAAAGUCUCUGCAAAAGCGUGAAUGUACAGAAGCACAAAUGAGAUUUGAGAGCUACGAGGGAGGGGAAGAUUUUCAGUAUGUUCUUCACAUAAAACUAUGAUACGGGCUCUGAAGACUUGGAAUGUAGCACACAAGCCAUAUUGACUGCUGUUCUAGUGCUUUCAUUGUCUUUUUUCAUAGUCACUAUGCUUUCAUUGUAUGAAGGAGUAUCUCUGACAUUCUUGGAAACAAAAUGUCUGCUUUUGUGUUCUUCAUAUGCGUUUAGAACAAUGUGAGGGUAAGUGAUUGAUGAAUGUUUGGGUGGUUUAAAGGGAUAUUCCAGCCUCUUUAACAUCUGUUCACUAUGCGUCACCUUAUUCUGAUGAAUGUUUCUUUAGACUUCGAAGACCUUUUAAGAGAGCGACUCAUGGCAAAGUGCAGUGUGUACUCAGGAAAAGAGCAAUCUGUCAUGUUUCACAGGCAAAACCUUUGCUGAUAACACACUUGGAUUUUAUUACAAAAAUGCUGCCAAAAUAUUAUCUUAGGAACCAUAGACUGCAAGAAAAGAACAUUACACUUUUUGACACUUUUGUCAUAAUAAGCUUAGCAAAUAUUUUGUUAAAAACAUAAGUAUGCAUGGAACACAGAAGGUAUGAUAGGAAUGAAAAUUGACCAAAUAUAGCACGUUUCAGUGUAUAUAAAGACUUCUCGACAUUAAAUGGUGCACAUUAGCCUAAUAUGAAAAAGUAUGUUACGUAGUUCUUUUUAUUUUCUCUUUUUCUUUUUUUUUUUUUUACUCCUUAGAGCUCUUAGGAUGUUCACUUCUGAAUUUGGAUCUAUAUCUCUGAACAACCGAGCAAUAAUGUCUAACCUUUGACUGUGAGAGUGAUACAGUGUCAAUUUUCUCUGUUAGACUCACGCAAAACUCCUCUUAAUGAUCAUCAGAAGGGUAUGCACUUCUUUAAGUGAUUGCACAAGCUAUAUUUUCUGACUGACUCCAGAUCAGCUGCUCUUGCUCUUCAAGGUAAAUUACUGUAUGCAUAGUCACAAUUUUGUAUAGCUAUUUAAAGCUCUGAUGCUCUAUUAGUAGUCACACUAGCUCACACAUCUGUAUAAAGAUUACUGUAUAUUUCAAGUUACACAGUAUAGUACAGUAUUUAUAGAGAGAUUAUGUUGUGUCCCCUUAUGAUGUAAGAUGCUUUGUGUGUGUUGGGUAACGUUGCUUUUUUAGCUGAAAGAUGUUAUGUACUGUGAUUGAGUAAUAAAGGAAAGCUUUAAAGCUACACUGGCACAUUUGAUGUUGAUAUGGGUUUAUCAAUAGAAAGAUGAAUGGACAUUAGACACUACUCUUGUGAUAUCGGUAUAUGAUAUGGUGUUCACAUAAGAAUUAAAAAUAGAAAAAACAAAUAUAUUACAUUAUUGAAAUUAAAAUGGCAGUCUUUAAAGUACUGUAACUAAUAUGCAGUUUUUAAGACGCGUGACAUUGAUUCAUUGAUUUGUUCUCAGAUCAACUUCAUCUUAGAUGGUUACAGUAAAUUGUAAAAAUAUGGAUGUUGCAAUAUGGCUGACACAAUAAAAUGCU
This is a messenger RNA of Xyrauchen texanus (razorback sucker), 5568 nucleotides long. Its product is annotated as alpha/beta hydrolase domain-containing protein 17A-like. Gene Ontology annotation, biological process: protein depalmitoylation. Gene Ontology annotation, cellular component: endosome membrane; plasma membrane. Gene Ontology annotation, molecular function: palmitoyl-(protein) hydrolase activity. The transcript has 5 exons. NCBI's taxonomy places the organism in Eukaryota, Metazoa, Chordata, Actinopteri, Cypriniformes, Catostomidae. The record is from RefSeq and is a predicted model, not a curated record. Bases 188 to 1165 code for a protein of 325 amino acids.